Arachis ipaensis is the source of this 587-nucleotide messenger RNA. The record is from RefSeq and is a predicted model, not a curated record. Lineage: Eukaryota; Viridiplantae; Streptophyta; Magnoliopsida; Fabales; Fabaceae.
GCUGUUGAGAUCGCGGGCUUGGAACCGCCGCGCCUUCAUCGCCGCUGCUCGCCUUUCCUGUCACAGCCACCGUCCCCACCGCGAAGUCCGUCGCCGUUGCUGCAGCUGUCAACGCCGUCGUCCAUGGGUGAGGCAGAGGAGAGAGAUCCGGGAGGAAGGGAGGAUCGAGACCUGUCCAGCAACCGCGCGCAGUUGCCGCUCCUAUCACCGGCCAUCCUCAUCAAAUCCGCCGCCUCCGAAGCUUCUGGCCGCGACUUCUGGCCGCACCUCUACCGCCGGAGAGCGCUGCUGCCACCGAAAACCGCCUUUGAAGCCUGUGUAUGUUGGAAACUGCCGCCGGAACCCCUGUCUUCUUGGUUUGGGUUCCGGUAUUUGCGCGUCGAAAUUAAGGUUGUUAUUGAACCACCGGAGCUUCGGGGAGUGUCAGAGCUGCCGCCUGAUCGGUAUUUGCCGCCUGCCGGAGCUUUGUUUCUCGUGGUGAGGUUAUUUGAUUCUGUUUCAAUUUAUCGUAAAUGUUCCAUUACUAAUUUCGUUCUAUUCCUCUCGAUAUCAACUUCGCUUUAAAUUCCAAUUUAUGUCAGAAAAGU